Chara braunii is the source of this 1952-nucleotide messenger RNA. The record is from the annotation of a GenBank genome assembly. Lineage: Eukaryota; Viridiplantae; Streptophyta; Charophyceae; Charales; Characeae.
CCAAGAAAAAAUGACACCCAGUAGUCAACCCUGCUAUGAUGUCCGUGUACUGACUGACAGCGUCUCACGACCGCAUACUUCCUGCAGAGGGACACACAAACAACAUUAAACAAACCCUCACGGAGAUUGAAAUCAUCGUUUUGCCGUUCCACUUACAAACACAUACACAAAAGCACAACCAUCAUGUCGAUGUCAGCGGCGCAGGCGAGGACAGCUCUUAAAGAGGUAAUGCAAUACGCUGAGGAAGGCAUCCACUACGAUGACGACGGGGAGCUUGAACUACUAACGGAGAGAGUGCCCAGCUACUUCGAAGUCAGAGUGAACAUUCGUGCAAGCAUUGUUGCGAACGGAGAGGAGUCGCUCAGAGCACGGAUGUUAUUGGCACUAUUCACAGAGGCGCGUGAUUUGCGUGUAGACGACAGUGCUGAUACCGGUGCAUACAACUUGAGAAAAAUGGUGACUUGGAUGUGCACAGAAGGGAUGUCUGCUGAAGGGGACGUGGAUAUGACAAAGCAGCAGCAGGGCGGAACAUACACAGCAGCUGAUUUCAAGAAGAUGCUCAUGACACAGGCGAGGAAAUGGGGAAUGCUUGUUGAAGAUUCUAAUGACGAGCCGAAGAGCGGUGCAGCAGAAAUUCUGUUGCUGUCGCGUUUAAAGGACAUACCGCAAGCUCCCUCGCAAGACUUCCAAGAUCUUCCAGUCAUUAUUGCAAACGGGGUGGAGUAUGUUUUACUCGACCAUCUGGUGGAUUUCAUGCAAAAUAGUCCUCAAGAUCGGAAUGUCAUACAUGAGGCAUUGCAUGAUGUGACAGAGCAAGCACUGACGGGCAAGGACCUCGUUAACUACAAGUCCGCAAAGGAGGCAUCCCAUGAUGUCAUGAUGGUAACAACGGAGCGGUUCGGUGAGAUAACAGUGCACCCUUUCGUCAUGAACUAUAUACAGGACUAUCCUGAAAGGUGUGCCCUUGCAACUGUGAAAUUUGGUGUUUGUCCAACAUGCACAGUGUCCAAAGACGAUUUGGAUGUCAUCGCCGAUUUCACCAACUGCAGGAGAUCGCAGACGCUAGAGACGCAACUUGCCGCGGACUACUUCAACAGUGGGGACAACGACAUUCGUUGUGCUGGUGAGGCACGAAUGUCAAAAUUGGACAUGCAUAAGCAUGUUCAAGACAACGGCCUAUGGGGAUUCUACAGGGGUCCGCAUGGUGACGAUCCUGAACUAGAUUACCAUCUCGCUUUGCAACCGGACCGAGGCAAUCGGUCGACGGGUAUGACUGCAGAGGCUGGAAAGAGACCCAAGAGGGUGGACGAGGAACACUUGUUCCCGUUCACGUGGAAAUCAAGAAGACACGCCCUAUCGAUAACAAAACGGGACGUAUUGCGAUUGGGUGCCAAGCAGUGGCUGAACGAUAACGUGAUCGAUAUGUACUUACAGUCCGUCUACGACGAACAUUUUCCAGACGGAGACAAUAUGACACUUCAUGUUUGCACAUCUUUCUGGCACCCCGCAGUCAUCGUCAAUCAGAAGGUUUAUGUCGCGAAAGCGGGAUGGCAGGGGCGGAUUAAGACUCAGGAGGAAGACGAAGAGGAAAACUGUGCGGAAGAAACGUCAGAAGAAGUAGAACACGAGAGAAUGCAAGAACGAGGAGAAGGUGACAACAGUGACGGUCACCAUGAUCUCGAUGCAGAGGAGAGCGAUCCGGAGGGAGAAGAGGCAGAGGGAGAGGACAGAUCCGAUGAGGGCGGAGAGGCGGAGGAAGGCAACAGUGAAGACGAAGAAAGAGAGAUUGCAUUUGCUGAGAACAGUGCACAAUGCGGAACUGAUGAGAAAAAAGGAGGCGCACCGGAGACUUCAUCGAACGACAAGCAAAUUGUGGAGAGGGAGAAUGCACCGCUACAGGGUAAGAUGAAGGGCGCCUUAUAAAGACACCACUAUUUAUGCACAAUACAGUC